Messenger RNA from Rotaria socialis, 1182 nucleotides. The record is from the annotation of a GenBank genome assembly. NCBI's taxonomy places the organism in Eukaryota, Metazoa, Rotifera, Eurotatoria, Philodinida, Philodinidae.
AUGAAGAAUCUCCUGAACGGUAAAGCAUGGGCUAAUCGAUCGCAACAAGCACUACGUAACCCAACAAUGCCAUCUAUUGAAUUCCAAACUCGUCUAACCAAAACUGUUGAUCAUUUCGGUCACGUAUCUGUUCAACCUAUAAAGCUAAGUUCACAAGCGCCACCAAAACAUCAUGAUGAAUAUACUGUUGUUGAUAAAGUAAAAGAAACACAAACAGGUAGAUGGGUUUUACAAGUUAUAGAAGGAAGAGAAGUGAAUCGAAAGCCGAGUGUAGCUCAUAAUAAUUUUUGGUAUGCAGAUACAAAACAAGAAUCAAAUAAUGUAAAUCGAUUGCCUAAUGAAACCAUAAUAAAUCCAGCAUCAAUUCACAAUGGUCGACCUACUCCUCUAUCGCGUUUCUCUAGUGCAACACAGAUUCAUGAUAUUGAAUCAUUAGAAACAUCGGUGGCAUCACCAAGAGCAAAAUCAAUCAGUGGAUCAGGAGAUUGUUCAACGGAAGAAUUUAGGGACAGUGAUAAGAAUACAUGGAUGUCGAAACGUAUCUUGAUUAUAAUUACGAUAAUAUCAAUACUUCUCGUUAUUGGUAUUUUUGUUGCACUUUUUGUUACGAUUUUCGUUGUUCACAGCGGUUCUACUGACUCUACUAAUUCAAGUGGAAAGAGUUUAGAGCUCAAACUAAUAUCAAUUCCAUUAUCUUCAGAAAAUCGCACGCUAUGCUCUAUGGAAAUGUUCAAUAUAACUGACCCUCUAUGCACCGGACAAGCUUCUUAUAAUUUUUUUUCAUGUUAUCAAAUGGCAACAUCAACCUCAUAUACCAUUCGAUUUACUUUUCAACAUGAUACAGAAUCUGGCCAUUGGUAUUUUGAUGAUAUUAGCGCAAUACAAAAUAAUAGUGUUCAACUUAUAACAAAUGGUGGAUUCGAAGCGAAUUUAACUGAAUGGAUACUCAAUAUUUCAUUAAAUUCGACGCCAAAUACUUAUGUUGAUACAACAACAGGUUUAGCUCACACGGGUGAUGGUUAUUUGUACGGAGCUUCAAAAUAUUACCCGACUUAUGUACAGCAGAUAUUUAAUGUUGUUCAAAAUGAAUAUAUUGAAAUAGGCUUUUGGUGGAAAUAUGAUCAAGGAUCAAAUUUAGGUAGUACAUGUACAGCUAUUGGACAAUUGAUACCAUCAUUGUGA